This is a messenger RNA of Fraxinus pennsylvanica, 417 nucleotides long. Lineage: Eukaryota; Viridiplantae; Streptophyta; Magnoliopsida; Lamiales; Oleaceae. The record is from the annotation of a GenBank genome assembly.
AUGAAAAGCCAUGACUUCCCCUCUCUAGCCAUUGCUUUCUCUCUGCUUUUCGCGAUUUCAUCUGCUGAAGUUUUCUUCGAAGAACGCUUCGACGAUGGAUGGGAAAACCGUUGGGUUAAAUCCGAAUGGAAGAAAGAUGAGAACAUGGCUGGAGAGUGGAAUUACACCUCUGGCAAAUGGAAUGGAGAUCCGAACGACAAAGACCCUGAAGACAAGAAGCCAGAGAGUUAUGAUGACAUCCCAAAGGAGAUUCCAGAUCCUGAAGCCAAGAAGCCUGAAGACUGGGAUGACGAGGAGGAUGGCCAGUGGACUGCACCAACUAUCCCCAACCCCAAGUACAAGGGACCAUGGAAGCCAAGGAAACUUAAGAACCCCAAGGGCAAGUGGAAGGUGGAUUUUGAAACUGGUGACGAAUAA